Drosophila novamexicana is the source of this 2069-nucleotide messenger RNA. It is a transcript of the gene lin-28, whose product is annotated as protein lin-28 homolog. The transcript has 7 exons. Lineage: Eukaryota; Metazoa; Arthropoda; Insecta; Diptera; Drosophilidae. Bases 1203 to 1871 code for a protein of 222 amino acids. Gene Ontology annotation, molecular function: nucleic acid binding; zinc ion binding. The record is from RefSeq and is a predicted model, not a curated record.
UUGUCAAAUGCCUUACUACUCGAUUCUCAUGAAUUCAACUAGGCCCCUCAUGCUUAAGACUGAAUUUAACAAGACGGAGGAGGCGGCAGCUUGGACUAUCAGGGAUCGGCGGCUUUGACAAGGAGGAGGCGGCAGCUUGGCCUAGGAGGAAUCGGCGGCUUUGACUAGGAGGAGGCGGCAGCUUGGACUAGGAGGAAUCGGCGGCUUUGACUAGGAGGAGGCGGCAGCUUGGACUAGAAGGAAUCGGCGGCUUCGACUAGGAGGAGGCGGCAGCUUCGACUAGGAGGAGGCGGCAGCUUGGACUAGGAGGUAACGGCGGCUUUGACUAGGAGGAGGCGGCAGCUUGGACUAGGAGAAAACGGAGGCGGCUUCAACUUUGAAGCUGAUACUUUGACUCAGCGGGGUGGGCAUGUUAAACUUAUGCCGCUCUAUACGAUUACUGUGGUAGCGGAUGAACCAGCUUCGAAGAGGCUGCUUUGACAUGGAGGCGAUGGCAGCAUCAAUUAGGAAUUGGCUACUUUAAGAAAGAGGAGCUGGCAGUUUUGACUAGAAGAUGGAUACUUUGACUUGGCGCGUCAGUCUGCUUGGCGAGAUUAACAGAGGGGCGUCGUAUUCUUGUACAUGCCCCUCAUGCUUAAGACUGAAUUUAACAAGACGGAGGAGGCGGCAGCUUGGACUAUCAGGGAUCGGCGGCUUUGACAAGGAGGAGGCGGCAGCUUGGCCUAGGAGGAAUCGGCGGCUUUGACUAGGAGGAGGCGGCAGCUUGGACUAGGAGGAAUCGGCGGCUUUGACUAGGAGGAGGCGGCAGCUUGGACUAGAAGGAAUCGGCGGCUUCGACUAGGAGGAGGCGGCAGCUUCGACUAGGAGGAGGCGGCAGCUUGGACUAGGAGGUAACGGCGGCUUUGACUAGGAGGAGGCGGCAGCUUGGACUAGGAGAAAACGGAGGCGGCUUCAACUUUGAAGCUGAUACUUUGACUCAGCGGGGUGGGCAUGUUAAACUUAUGCCGCUCUAUACGAUUACUGUGGUAGCGGAUGAACCAGCUUCGAAGAGGCUGCUUUGACAUGGAGGCGAUGGCAGCAUCAAUUAGGAAUUGGCUACUUUAAGAAAGAGGAGCUGGCAGUUUUGACUAGAAGAUGGAUACUUUGACUUGGCGCGUCAGUCUGCUUGGCGAGAUUAACAGAGGGGCGUCGUAUUCUUGUACAUGCCCCCCAUACUGGCCUUCCGUCAGGAGGAAUUAGCACCUCAAAUAGCGAAAGAUUCGAGUGGUUUUAUUAAAAACGAGACAAUAUUUUCGAAUGUAUCAAUGGAGCAAACUGCGGCAAUCGUUGCUAUCAAAUUCGUUUUAUUCAACUCAACUUAUGCGUCGCCCGGUGAGGAAUGCGGCUGUGUGCGUCUGGGCAAAUGCAAAUGGUUUAAUGUGGCCAAGGGCUGGGGCUUUCUAACGCCCAACGAUGGCGGUCAGGAGGUUUUCGUGCAUCAGAGCGUCAUACAAAUGGCCGGAUUUCGUUCGCUGGGCGAGCAGGAGGAGGUGGAGUUCGAGUGCCAGCGCACGGCACGUGGCCUGGAGGCGACACGUGUCUCGGGACGGCAGGGCGAUGAUUGUCACGGCAGCACCUAUCGGCCGCGCAUCAAUAGAAAAACUCGCCGCAUGCGCUGCUACAAUUGCGGCGAAUUCGCCAAUCAUAUUGCAUCGGAGUGCGCGAUAGGGCCGCAGCCGAAGCGCUGCCAUCGCUGCCGCAGCGAGGACCAUCUGCAUGCCGAUUGCCCGCAUCGCAGCGCCGCUGUGACACGAACCAGCAGGCGCAGCAAAAGCAUUGCCAGCGACGAGGCAGCCGAGGCUAACUCUGCGGCAGAAGCUGCAGCUCCCUAGCGCAACGGCUGGGGUACAUUUGAAGUUUAAAACUUGUAAAAUACACCUAAAACAACGUACAAAACGCAUCAAAUCAAAGAAAUACCUCACGUACAACCCACAGCAGCGUAUAAGUGCAGUCAUUUUCGUAUGCGAAACUAGAUAUUAAACAGUUUUUGGGGCGCCACAAGGUAGGCGGUGCAAGCGCCUAAACUAUAG